AUGUUUCGCGCGGAGAGACAGCGCGCCCUAGCGUCUGCGGACUGUCGAGACACGCAACUAUGGCUUCUUGAAUGCUGCGAUGCCGCUCAGAGCGCAGGUACGCCUACGGUCCGUUGCGAGGCAUGGUCAAGUGAACGGCUACGAGCUUGGCCAAUAACGCUCCGAUCGACGGGUCCGGACCAGCCCAAGGUCAAGAUCAGACUAGCUGCGUGCAACGCAAUGCUGUUUGGCGAGCUCAGGCUGCACCUUUCGAGGGGCGAGUAUGAGGUCCUCGAAAAGGAGCUCGACCUGCAUCCGUGCACGCUGCCCUCGAUCGAGGUCAGAUACGGAGCGCUGGAGCAACAUGUCGAGUACAAAGACCCGACCCAGCCCAGCCGAGGCCUCCGCAAGCUUUAUUUCGUGCUGAAGCCUACGGGCAAGUACGAGAUAUUCAGCCACGGGCUCUCGUGCACGUACGAUUUCGAAACGGGCACGACGACGGGUAUGCUGUUCGGGGACGGCGUCACGUCCACGGCACGAUGCGUCGAAGAACCGUCGCUGGCGUUUGGGAUUCUGCAGGAUCUCCAAAGUCAUCUGGAGCAGUGCCCAGACCUGUGGUCGGAUCCCCUGCUCGUGCCCACGGUAUUUCUGGGAUUCCACCUGCGCAGGGUCAACGCGUACGUCUCGAGGUCUUUGACGGAGCAGAUCAUGAGGCUGGAGGACGAGCUGGGCGUGACACGCGUGGGACGUCGAGACAGCGAGCAAAACGUGCAGGCCCACAAGACGUUUAAUCGGCAUCGGCACGAGGAAGACCCUGAAGGUCCCAAGGGCUUACUUGGUAAGGAGAAGGCGAUGAGAUUGACGAUCCGCGUCAACACGCACCUCACCAGACUCCUGGUCGCGAAGCAGCUGCCGAUCUGGAAUUGCGAAGCGUCAAAGGCCAUCCUGCACUUCGUGCAAGAGCAUGGCGUAUAUCCACGACCAACUAGCCCCAAGGUCGUUGCGGAGCGCCUGAAAGCAAACCUGCACGUGGCCACGGGGUUGGACAGGAGCCUGGACUCGUUGCAGGCGCGGCUGAAUCUCCAGCUCAACGUGCUGUAUUCCUUCAUCGCGCAGACAGACAACCACCACGCUGCGCAGCUUGCUCGGCUCUCGGUCCAGCUGGCAGACAUGACGAGCCGCGACGGGGCAAGCAUGAAGAUCCUCGCUCUCAUCACGACGAUAUUCUUGCCAGGCACGUACGUGGCCACUCUGUUCUCCACGAGCAUGUUCAACUGGGCGGCCAAGGACGGCGAGGGCCUGCUGUCGGGCCACUUCUGGAUCUACUGGGCCGUUGCCGUGCCGUUGACGUUCGUGACGAUAUCCGGGUGGGCGCUCUGGUGGAGGAUUGAAACGCAGAGGUCCCGACGGGCGAGGGAUGACGCGUCACACGGUGCCAGCAUGAUAGGUCGGUAG
Molecule: messenger RNA, 1434 nt
Organism: Verruconis gallopava
Lineage: Eukaryota; Fungi; Ascomycota; Dothideomycetes; Venturiales; Sympoventuriaceae
Exons: 3
Coding region: 1-1434 (477 amino acids)
Source: RefSeq, a predicted model, not a curated record